Molecule: messenger RNA, 1395 nt
Organism: Mus caroli (Ryukyu mouse)
Lineage: Eukaryota; Metazoa; Chordata; Mammalia; Rodentia; Muridae
Gene: Serpine3
Product: serpin family E member 3
Biological process (GO): negative regulation of endopeptidase activity
Molecular function (GO): serine-type endopeptidase inhibitor activity
Source: RefSeq, a predicted model, not a curated record
GGCACAAGAACAGAAUCAAACAAGGAAACUACCAUUUGAUUAAAGAGUUGGUGUCCAGUCUCCAUGCUGCCUCUCCUGCAGGUCACCUUCUUUCUUCUCUCCUCCUGCUUCUCAGCAGGAGGGGGCAGCCCCCUCAGUGAAGGCCUGUGGCUGCUGAAGACUGAGUUUGCCCUCCACCUUUACCGGAGUGCAGCAGCAGAGAGAAACGGGACAAACUUCGUCAUCUCACCGGCCAGUGUGUCCCUCUCCCUGGAGAUCCUGCAGUUUGGAGCCAGGGGCAACACCGGCUGGCAGCUGGCUGGGGCCCUAGGCUAUACUGUGCAAGACCCAAGAGUGAAAGAAUUCCUGCAUGCUGUUUAUACCACACGGCACAACUCCAGUCAAGGUGUCGGAAUGGAGCUGGCCUGCACCCUGUUCAUGCAAACAGGAACAUCCCUGUCUCCCUGCUUUGUGGAGCAGGUCUCCCGGUGGGCCAACAGCAGUCUGGAGGCAGCUGACUUCAGCGAGCCUAACAGCACUACCACGGAGGCCUCCAAAGUCACAUCCAGACAGAGCACAGGUGAAGGCCCAGGUAGCCCGUUGUGGGGCCGGGACGAUGCCCUGUCUACUCAGCUCUCCAUCAUGAGCACCAUGACCUUCCAAAGUACCUGGCAGAAGAGAUUCUCUGUGGCCUCGCAGCCCCUGCCUUUCACCCGUGCCCAUGGUCUUGUACUUCAAGUCCCAGCGAUGCACCAAGUGGCAGAGGUCAGCUAUGGCCAGUUCCAGGAUGCUGCAGGCCAUGAGAUAGCUGUUCUAGAGCUGUUGUACCUGGGAAAGGUGGCCAGUUUGCUCCUGGUGCUUCCCCAAGACAAGGGCACUCCUCUGGACCACAUUGAACCACACCUCACUGCCAGAGUCAUCCACCUCUGGACCACAAGGCUGAAGAGAGCCAGAAUGGAUGUGUUUCUCCCCAGGUUUAAGAUCCAAAAUCAAUUUGACGUAAAAAGCAUUUUAAGAUCGUGGGGUAUCACUGAUCUUUUUGACCCACUCAAAGCUAACUUGAAAGGAAUUUCAGGCCAAGAUGGCUUUUACGUUUCUCAAGUAACCCACAAGGCCAAGAUGGAGCUUUCAGAGGAGGGUACCAGGUCCUCUGCAGCCACAGCGGUGCUGCUGCUGAGGAGGUCUAGGACCCCUGCUUUUAAAGCAGAUCGACCCUUCAUCUUUCUUCUGAGAGAACACAGCACAGGAUUUAUCUUCAGUAUUGGAAGAGUUUCAAAUCCCCUUGACUAAAAUAGCAGACCUCAAGAAUGUUUUCUCUAUGUAUGCUUUCCUUCAUAAAUAUUUACAAUUUAAGAGUAUGUGAUUUCCAAAUAUUAUUAAUCUAAAAAUAAUUCAAUUAAAAAAAUAAUUUAAAGG